Molecule: messenger RNA, 330 nt
Organism: Sugiyamaella lignohabitans
Lineage: Eukaryota; Fungi; Ascomycota; Dipodascomycetes; Dipodascales; Trichomonascaceae
Exons: 1
Coding region: 1-330 (109 amino acids)
Molecular function (GO): protein binding
Source: RefSeq, a predicted model, not a curated record
AUGCAAACAGACAAUACCUACACAGAACGACAAAACGCAGUUCAAAGCUUAGAACAGGCAUACAGUCGAUUUAACGAGGUGCGCAGUGGUUGUGAACAAGCACUAACAUUUUACAACGUGAUCUCGGGACAAAUUAAAGACCUUUUGAAUGAAUCGCUUAAAUUUGUCUACGAACGCCGUCAGCAAGGAGGCGACCUUGAACGAGUUUUUAAUUCAAAUACACCUGAAGUGGCUAUUAAUGACAUGGCUGCUCACCAGAGCCCUCUCCCAGCCCCCAAACCACACCAGCCUAAUACAUGGGAUCCUUCUAGAGGCAUUAAUUUUAAGUAA